AUGUUCAACAUGUGCAGUAGGUACAUCUUGUUAAGAUUGACCGAAAGGGUCGCGAACAAAUUAAAAGCUCCCGGCUUUAACAUUGCCAGAGAGAAGGUUUUUACUUUUGUACUGCACUAGACUCAAGGCCUGCGAUGAUAAUGGGAAGC
Molecule: messenger RNA, 149 nt
Organism: Amoebophrya sp. A25
Lineage: Eukaryota; Dinophyceae; Syndiniales; Amoebophryaceae
Source: the annotation of a GenBank genome assembly